This is a messenger RNA of Diversispora eburnea, 336 nucleotides long. The record is from the annotation of a GenBank genome assembly. Lineage: Eukaryota; Fungi; Glomeromycota; Glomeromycetes; Diversisporales; Diversisporaceae.
AUGGACACUAAAAAUAUUUUGUCUAGCGGGAAUGUUAACAUUGAUAAGAUUAUUCAAGAAUCUCAGAUAAAUAGGAAUAGAUGGAAAUGGAUACCUUAUGAUAAUUUUCAUGUCACCACCAAACGCAUAGCUGAUAAUGAAUAUUACACUUUGCAUUUAAUUAGAUUAAGAAAUUCCAGUGAAUAUCGUGGUGUUGUUGCUUUGAAGGAAUUAAAAGAUUAUAAACAUAAUAUUUCGGAAUUAAUUAAAGCGAUUAAGAAUACGCUUAGUUGGUUUCAUUCUCCUUGCUUCACUGGAUUUUUUGGAAUUUCCAAAAAUCUUUCCACGCAUAACUAA